CUGAUUAGGAAGCAAAGAGGAGUUUUCUGUUCCAGACCAAGCUGCGCAGGACUGCCCUUCUUUCUUUCCGUCAUUUUAAUUGAUUGCAUUCAAACUAUGAACACGCUCGGAUUACAGACGGUGCAGGACUGCUCGCCGCCGACCUGAAUUCCGGAGGAGUUUGUUCGGAUGUGAGCGGACACAGGAGGAAAAAAAAAUAUUCAGUGGGAAUGCAGGGAAUUAAAAUAUAGACUAGGCAUUUUUUCUUGGUUUUCAAGUGCGUGUGGUUCUGCAGGCCGUCCUGACAGGAGGAGGAGGAAAAAAAACAAACCCAAAAACCUUCACUUUUACUUCAGCCCAGGUCUGGAGUGGUUAUGUCUUGAGGUGGCGGCCCUUCCAUCCCAGUAAAGGACGUGCCAGUGCCGAGCCGCUGCUAAUGGGAACUCCUGCUCCGCCAUGAGUGCUCGUGAUGGCGUCGGUGGUCUCAGUGGCAUGGGCACCCUGGGCCGGCGGCAGCGCUUCGAGAACUCAGAGUUCACCGUGCGCAUCUACCCGGGCGACCUGGUCGAGGGGACCAUCUACUGCCCCAUCAGCGCCCGCAAGACCACCACGGCCGCGGAGGCCAUUGAGCGCGUCAUCGAACGGCUGCAGCUGGACCGCACCAAGUGUUACGUUCUCGCCGAGGUGAAGGAGUUUGGCGGGGAAGAAUGGAUUCUGAACCCCAGCGACUGUCCGGUGCAGAGGAUGAUGCUGUGGCCCCGCGUGGCUCUGGAGCACCGCCCUUUGUCCGGCGGCGAGGAUUACCGCUUCCUGCUUCGGCAGAAGAACCUGGACGGCUCCAUUCACUAUGGCGGCAGCCUCCAGAUGUGGCUGCAGGUCACGGAGGAGCGCCGGCGCAUGGUGGAACGUGGACUGCUGCCGCAGCCCGAGUCUCAGGGGGACCACGCAGACAUGUGCUGCCUGCCGGAGCUCACCGAGCGCUCGCUGCUGGACAACCUGCGCUCGCGCUUCCACCAGGAGAAGAUCUACACUUACGUUGGAAGUAUCCUCAUCGUCAUUAACCCUUUCAAGUUCCUGCCAAUCUACAACCCCAAGUAUGUGAAGAUGUAUGAUAAUCAUUCACUGGGACAUUUGGAGCCUCAUAUUUACGCCGUGGCGGAUGUGGCUUAUCACGCCAUGCUGCAGAGACAGAGGAAUCAGUGUAUUGUUAUAUCUGGGGAGAGCGGCUCUGGGAAGACGCAAAGCACAAACUUUCUCAUUCAUCAUCUGACUGCUCUUAGUCAGAAGGGUUUCGCCAGCGGAGUGGAGCAGAUAAUCUUGGGGGCGGGGCCAGUAUUAGAGGCAUUUGGGAACGCAAAGACGGCACAUAACAACAACUCCAGUCGUUUUGGCAAGUUUAUUCAGGUGAACUACCAGGAGAGUGGCACUGUGAGAGGCGCUUAUGUGGAGAAGUAUCUCCUGGAGAAGUCGAGGUUGGUCUAUCAAGAGCACAAUGAGCGAAACUACCACGUUUUUUACUACCUGCUGGCAGGAACGAGUGAAGAAGAGAGAACAGCCUUUCACCUCAUGAAGCCUGAAGAAUAUCAUUACCUCAGUCAGAUGACAAAGAAACCCCGACAGCUGCACUGGGACAAUUACUGUGACAGUGAACCGGACUGCUUCACCGUUGAAGGAGAAGACCUGAAGCAUGACUUUGAGAGGCUUCAGCUGGCCAUGGAGAUGGUGGGCUUUCUUCCCGCCACGCGUAAACAGAUCUUUUCUCUGCUGUCGGCCAUCCUUCACCUGGGCAACAUCGGCUACAAGAGGAAAACCUACAGAGACGACUCCAUCGACAUCUGCAACCCGGAGAUGCUGCCUGUGGUCUCGGAGCUGCUGGAGGUCAAAGAAGAAACGCUGUUUGAAGCUCUGACAACAAGGAAAACAGUCACUGUGGGAGAGAGGCUGAUUGUUCCCUACAAACUGUCUGAGGCUAGUACGGUGCGAGACUCCAUGGCCAAGUCCCUGUAUAGUGCUCUGUUUGACUGGAUCGUCUUCAGGAUCAACCACGCCCUGCUCAACAUGAAGGACCUGGAGGAGACCACCAAGACCUUGUCCAUCGGUGUGCUCGACAUCUUCGGUUUUGAGGAUUAUGAGAACAACAGCUUUGAACAGUUCUGCAUCAACUUCGCCAACGAGCGUCUUCAGCAUUACUUCAACCAGCACAUCUUCAAACUUGAGCAAGAGGAGUACAGGGCCGAGGGCAUCAGCUGGAGAAACAUCGACUACAUUGACAACACGGGCUGCAUCACCCUGAUCAGCAAGAAGCCCACGGCGCUGUUCCACCUACUGGAUGAGGAGUCCAACUUCCCUCAGGCCACCAACCAGACUUUGUUGGAUAAGUUCAAGCGGCAGCAUGAAGGGAACAGCUACAUCGAGUUCCCUGCUGUCAUGGAGCCCGCUUUUAUCAUCCGACAUUAUGCUGGCAAGGUCAAGUACGGUGUUAAGGAUUUCAGGGAGAAGAACACGGAUCACAUGCGCCCGGACAUCGUGGCUUUACUAAAGAGCAGCAAGAAUGCCUUCAUCUGCGGGCUGAUCGGCAUCGACCCGUCGGCUACCUUCCGCUGGGCGGUUCUCCGAGCCUACUUCAGGGCCCUGGUGGCUUUUAGAGAGGCUGGGAAGAGGCACAAACACAAGAAGACCGGGCAUGAUGACGCUGCUCCCUGUGCAGUAUUGAAAAGUGUGGAUAGUUUUAGCUUUCUGCAGCACCCUGUGCAUCAGAGAAGCUUAGAGAUCCUGCAGAGAUGCAAAGAGGAGAAGUACAGUAUGACCCGAAAGAGCCCGCGAGCGCCUCUGUCUGACAUUCAGGGAAGCAACACCAUCUACGAGAACGCACCGCGGACCUUAGCGGGGCUCGGCUGGAACGGGCGCACCGGUCGACAGAGCCGCGUAUCAUCCAGCAGCUCCGCUACCGACGAGGAAGGCAUCUUCGUCAGCUCUGCCAGCAGCAGACUCCUGGAGAGAGCCCAGGACAUCCUCAUGAGAAACAAAAACUACAAGUCGCGGCCAUUUCUCCCAAAGCAUUUACUGAACAUCAAGUCACUGAAUCACCUCAGCAACCUGACGCUUCACGACCGCAUCACCAAGUCGCUGCUUCACCUCCACAAGAAGAAGAAACCCCCCAGCAUCUGCGCACAGUUCCAGGCCUCUCUCAAUAAGCUAAUGGAGACUCUGGGUCAGUCUGAGCCUUAUUUUGUCAAGUGCAUCCGUUCCAACGCUGAUAAGCUGCCUCUGCGCUUUAAUGACAACCUGGUGCUGAGGCAGCUGCGUUACACAGGUAUGCUGGAGACGGUCCGCAUCCGGCAGUCCGGUUACAACAUCAAGUACAACUUCCAGGAUUUUAUCCAUCACUUCAGGGUGCUGCUGCCGGAGGGCGCCAGCGCCAGCCGAGAGGGCAUCCAGCAAUGCCUGGGUCAGAUAGACCUGUCGGCAGAGGGGUAUCAAGUGGGAAAGACAAAGGUGUUUCUGCGGGAAGCUGAGCGUCAGCAGCUGCAGGCCUCACUCCACAGGGAAGUCCUGCGACUCCUCGUCACGCUGCAGCGCCGCUUCAGAGCCCGCUUGGAGAGGAAGCAGUUUCUCAGGAUGAGGGAGGCGGCGACAUGCAUCCAGAAAUGGUGGCGUUCUUACCAGUCACUGGAGGACCAGGAGGGUUACGACUGCAGCGUCCAGGAGGGGGCGGCGUUGUGCCUGCAGGCUCACUGGCGCGGCUACAGGGAGCGGCAGAGGCUCCGGCUGUGGAGGCAGGCUGCUCUGGUGCUGCAGAGAGCAUGGAGGUUCUGGCUCCACCGCCGCUGCUCGGCAGCCCUGCUCAUUCAGACCGCCUGGCGCUGCCACCGAGCCAGAGAGGCCUACCUGCAUCUGUACGCCGCUGUGGUCCAGCUGCAGGGGGUUGGCAGGGGUUACCUCGCCAGGCAAAGAUUCAGGAAACGGAGAGAAAAGUGGCAGAGGGAGAAGGAGGAGCAGCAGCGGGAGAAGCUGCUGCGGCUACAGAAUGGCCAGGUGAGACUGUCGCCCGGAGCGGAGGAGGAGGAGCCUGAGAGAAUCAUGGGCCUGGACCUCAGCACCUGGGAGGACCGCUCCUACGAGCAGCGAGAGCGGAGCCUGCACGGCCUCAGCAGCCACGCCGGCACGGCUCAGGAGGAAGGAGAAGAGCAUGCUAGAACAAAAGAAGAAGCGGAGACCUCGGCCCCCACGUCCUCCGUGGUGGUGCGAGAGAGAGCCAGGACGGUGGAGGAGCCCAGCCAGAAAACCACCCGGGCCAAAAGAGAGAGCCGGCGGAUGAGAGAGUUGGAGCAAGCCAAGUUCAGCCUGGAGCUCCUCAAGGUGCGGGCCAACAGCGGCGGAGCGUCGUCUCCCUCUGAGGAGCGGCGCUGGUCCCUGGAGUUCAUGCCCCCGGGGAGCCCCCCCCUCCUGUCCCCCGAGGGCACUCCCGACAGCCAGAGCUCCAAGGGCAGCUUCGAGCUCCUCAUGAUGGACGACGAGCCCCCCAAGGCUGUAGAGGAGGUGAUGGACAGUGAGGACACCUGCUCCCCCCCUCCCCCCGAGCCUCAUGUGGACGGUGUUUCAACAAGCCCCAAGCCAGCUGAGCCACAGAAGAUGGGCCUUUCUGAUGCCGUGGCCCCCCAGAGGAGCCAGAGCCCGGCCACAUCGGCUCUCCCGGUCGGCUUUACCCCCUCACAUCCGCCCAAGAUGGAGAACUCCCUCCCCACCUUCUACAUCCCUGCUCGAGAGGCAGCAGCCUCCCACCAUCCCGCUGAGGAGGGAGCCGUCUCUACAACCUCCACCUCUGUCACCAAGCCCCUCAAAGAGAGACGAGAGUCGGCCCGGCGGCCCAUGGUGGUGGUGAUCAGCAUGCAGAAAGAAACGCCACUGAGUGAAGAGCUGAGUGGAACUAUCCGUCCUCCUGCACCUCAGACGGGGCAGAGACCGUCUCCAGCUCUGCCGCCUCCAGGUUCCGUCCCUCUGCGUGACCAGGCCGUCAUAGACAAACUGGUGCGGCUGAACGAGGAGAAGGAGGAGCGCCAGCGUAGUCAGCAGCAGCAGAACGAGAGGGAGAUGAUGGAGCAGAUACGACAGCAGAAGGAAGUGCUGGAGAGGCAGCGCCUUUACUUCGCUCAGUACGAGAGAGACAUGUUUGAGAAGCAGCGGGAAGAGGCUCUGCAGAGGAUACAGCAGAGCCGGCAGGGCGGACAGGACUCCACUGCCAGCGAGCCCCUCAGACCCAGCUCCCAACUGUCCGAGAGGCCGGCGCGGCAGGCUCCUCACGGCAGAACGCUGUCGGACUCCACCCCGCCGCCGCAGGGCUCCCCCCCUGUGCACGGCCGCGGGGGCCCGCGCCUCCUCCGGCUGCCCCCUCCGCCGGCCUCCGCUCCCACGGAGAGGCGGCGGGAUGGUCGGCCCGCCGAGGGCUGGGCGCCCAGACUCAAGCUGGAGUCCAGAGACGGAGGAGGAACCAGAGGGAGGACGGCCGCCAAGAAGCCGCCCGCUCAUCAAGGCAGCACAGUUAGUAUGACAGAAAAACCCACCAACAUCUUCUUCUCUCCCAAGGACAAAGUGACAUUUACAAAUUUUGACGGUGACGCUAAAGAAACGCCUGCAGCUUCUCCCAGAGAAGGAGGUGCACCGACCUCGAAGUCCACUAAAGGAGCAAAAUCCCGGGAUGUUGGCAGAUUGGGCCAAAAAAAGAAAGCCAGAAUGGCACGGACCCGCUCCGACUUCCUCACCCGCGCCCCUAGCCACUCGGUUGGGGGUGAUUCAGACGAGGAUGACUAUGAUGGCGACAGCCUCCUCAGCCCCCGUCAUUACACUCUCCCCCUCUCCAAACAGAACUCCACGGAGGCAGGCUUAAGAGAGGCCUGUUUCAGUGACUCAGACAUGCCUGCGAGCUCUGAGCAGCAAAAGAAGUUGCACAAAGCCAUGUCUUCAGGAGAUCUGGGCAAAGUGGACUCGCUGCGCAAGAAUUCCCAAGAUGGAAGGGUCCGUGGCAAGAUGCGUUUCUGGGGCAAAACCAAGUACGGGGAGAAGAAGACGUCCCGAGAAAAGCUGAUCUGUGGGGGUGACUCCCUGGACGGGGACUAUGGAGACACCGGGCCGUUGCUGGGAGACGGUCAGGAAAACAUGUCGCCACCGUGCAGCCCAGAGCCGACGCUGGACAGAGGCUUCAGAGACCUGAAGGAGAACAAGGACCCGUCUCCAAAGGUGAAGCGGCGGCGGAGUGUGAAGAUCAGCAACGUGGCCCUGGAACCUGCUCAGUGGCAGAACGACGCGCUGCAGAUCCUCACCUGCACCAACGACUACAGGAGCAUGAACGACUUCCUCAUGAAGAAGAUCGGCGACUUGGACACAGAGGACAGUAAGAAGGACACCAUGGUGGACGUUGUGUUUAAAAAAGCUCUUAAAGAGUUCCGUCUCAACAUCUUCAACUCCUACUCCACGGCGCUCGCGAUGGAUGAUGGGAAGAGUAUCCGCUACAAAGACCUUUACGCUCUGUUUGAGCACAUCUUGGAGAAGACCAUGCGACAGGAGCAGCGGGACUGGAGGGAGUCUCCUGUGAGAGUGUGGGUCAACACAUUUAAAGUCUUCCUGGAUGAGUUCAUGACCGAGUACAAACCUAUGGACAGUACGCUCAGCAAGCCGCUCCCGAAACCUGAACGUAAAAAGCGAAGGAAAAAGGACACCGACAUCGUGGAGGAGCAUAAUGGACACAUCUUCAAGUCCACCCAGUACAGCAUCCCCACAUACUGUGAAUACUGCUCUUCUCUCAUCUGGAUGAUGGAUCGAGCCUGUGUGUGCAAAUUGUGCCGGUACGCCUGCCACAGGAAGUGCUGCCAGAAGACGACCACCAGAUGCAGUAAGAUGUUCGAUCCGGAGCUUUCCUCGAGGCAGUUUGGAGUGGACGUUUCUCGCCUGACUAACGAGGAGAGGACGGUUCCCCUGGUGGUGGAGAAGCUCAUCAACUACAUCGAGAUGCACGGCCUCUACACCGAAGGAAUUUACAGAAAGUCUGGCUCCACUAACAAAAUUAAGGAGCUGAAGCUGGGGCUGGACACAGAUGUGGACAGCAUGAAUCUGGACGACUACAACAUCCACGUCAUCGCGAGCGUCUUCAAGCAGUGGCUGAGAGACCUGCCGAACCCGCUGCUGACGUUUGAGCUGUAUGAGGAGUUCAUACGUGCCAUGGCUCUGCAGGAUAAGAAGGAGAUGAUCAGGGGGGUGUAUUCAGUUAUCGACCAGCUCAGCAGAACUCACCUGAACACUCUGGAGCGCCUCAUAUUUCAUCUCGUCAGGAUUGCCUUGCAAGAGGACACCAACCGUAUGUCAGCUAAUGCCUUGGCCAUCGUGUUUGCCCCCUGUAUCCUCCGCUGCCCCGACACCAUCGACCCGCUGCAGAGCGUCCAGGACAUCAGCAAGACCACCGCGUGUGUAGAGCUUAUCAUCUGUGAACAGAUGAAUAAAUACAAAGUGCGACUAAAGGACAUCAGCACUCUGGAGUUUGCUGAGAAUAAGGCCAAAUGCAAACUGACCCUCAUUCGACGGUCGAUGGGAAAAGGCCAAGUACAGCGAUUAAGCUACCACACACCUUCGCCGCCGGUCAGUCCUCGACUGACAUCUGUGGCUGACGCUGGGAAAGAAGAGAGCAGCGGCGAGGAAGGGGCCGAGUCCUGCGACAUGUCUGAGCACCAGCAGGCCGCCAUGCAGCAGGAGGAGAGAGUCCUGACGGAGCAGAUUGAACACUUACAAAAAGAAAAAGAGGAGCUGACUUUCGAGAUGCUGACGCUGGAGCCGCGAGCUUCAGAUGACGAAACGCUGGAGUCCGAGGCUUCUAUCGGUACAGCGGACAGCUCUGAAAACCUCAACAUGGACUCUGAGGAAACCAUCUCCGACUUCUCUGACAGAGGUCUAGUGCUGACUUCCCCGUGGCCGCGCAGAUCGGACGGAAAAGGCCCCGGACAGCGCUCUCACCGCAGGCAGCCCGACUCUCUGGACUCCGUAGACUCUUGUUCCACCGCCUCCUCCUUCUCCUCCGCCUCACACUUCAACCCCUCCUCUGCCGCCACCACCCGGCGGUUUCGUUUCCACUCCAAGUCUCCCGCCCCGGGCUCCGGUCCGGCCCCGUCUCAGUCCCAGGCUCAGAACGCGUCCCAGACCUCCCGAUCCGACAGCCUGGACGGCGGCCCUGCGGGAGAGCAGGAGGCCACGUGUGACGAGAGGCCCCAGUUCUCCAGCCGUGGCACCUACAACCCCGAGAAGGGCAAGCAGAAGCUGAAAGGGUCCAGGUAUUCGACGCAGAAGCACUCGAGACCGGGCGGCAGCCACGGCAGGGACCCUCCAGACAUACCGCAGCCCCUGGUGCUGUACGGCAGUAAUGAGUUCAUGGUAUGAAGGACACUGGGACACCAAAGCACUCCCUGUCCAGCUCCCAGGCCAAGCAUAUACAUUCUCGGCGAGCGGUGACGUAAAGGCAACUGAUCUCCAAUCCUCAAAGCACUCCUGCUUUGCCUUUUUUUUUUUUGGUCUUUUUGUUGAGGCCUGUGUUGUGGGAGAGAAAACGUGCCCCUAAGUGCUGCGUCCCCCGACAGAGGGACAGGAAUCAGUGGUAGAGCCCCCCCCCCGACCCCCCCAGUUGUGGACAUAACUGCUACCAUGCUCUCACAGUGCCUUGGCAGCUCUUCCCUCAGCACCAAGAGGACACACACAGCGCAGGAGGACGGAGAAAAGGGAAUGUUGGGAUAUGCCGAAGACCACUCAGCAUCAGGGAAUGUUACAGAGCCGGAAAGCUAAAGCAGUGAACUGCGGUGAACGGGAGAGAAAACCAGGCACCACAGGGCUCACGGAGAAUCCAGUGGACUUAAAGCUCAGAUUUAUUAGCUGCUUUAUAAGUUUACAGUUCAUAACAAUCAGUGUAAGCAGUGGAUGCUCUGUUAUUACGAAAUAUUUUUCCCUUAUUUAAUAAAUUUUAAUGUCACAGAAAUUCUUUAUAGCAUAUAAUAUACAAGUAUAAAUACUGUACAAAGACGGAACACCAGCCUCUUGCUGGGUAGUUGAAGUCAAAUAUUUAUCUUUUUUUUUUUUUUUUUUUUUCUUGGGAGCAUCUGGACGCAGAUGUUCAGAGACUCGGGCAGUGGAUUUGUGUGUGUGCAUGUGCCGAGAGCCCAUGCGUGCUUGUAUGUAUGUGUGUGAAAGAGAAAACCACUUCAUUUGUUCAAGUUUGUGCUGCUUUUUUUUUUUUCUUUUUUUUUUCUUUUUUUCCCCCUCACAAGGGAGAUACCACCGUCAAAGGGACCAAGUCAGCUGGUGAGUGUUCCAGCCAAGGGGAUCCCAGCUCUCUAAGAAUGUCAGAACGUGUAACAGGUUCCUGCAUUCACUGCUCGACAGCCAUACAACACUACAUUUCACUGUGAUGUAUGGUACAGUGCAUACGUACAGCGUAGCGGAAAAAUGCCAUUCUGUUCUUGAAAUCUGUUGUUGCCCACCCGCUCCCAAAGCCACCCCUCCUCCCCCGAAAUGUUUGCUCAAUACAGACCAAGCAAGACUAUAAAAAAAACAUCUUGUCUUCUGUCGUUAUUCACGAGUCUACAGUUAGGAUUUUACUUUAGGUGUUGUGAAAGUAGAUACGCUGGGACAAAUGUAUAGGUGAUCACCAAAAUGAUCACUGAAAUAACUUAAAACUGACAAAAGUAAUAAUGAUGCACUGAAAAUCAGAUGCUGCUUUUGAAUUGUGGCUCAACUGUAUCAUUUAAAGAAACAAACUAAUAAUGAAAAUGGCCUGGGAAAAUUAGUUGGUGCUGCUUGAAAAGAUGUAAAAUAAUUUGAUAAUGAGUGUGUCCUGUAACUAACAUCACAAGUGUCUUCAAUCUUCAGUCAAUCUUGACUGUUUAAAGGAGAAAAGAAAUGUCAUCAGUCUGCUGUUUGGUGUCAUGGUGUUUACCACACUGCACAUGGGCCAGGGAAAGAAAAGCAGAGAGUUGU
Messenger RNA from Cololabis saira (Pacific saury), 9984 nucleotides. RefSeq names its product myosin IXAa (gene myo9aa). Gene Ontology annotation, cellular component: myosin complex. The coding region runs from base 436 to 8397 and encodes 2653 amino acids. Gene Ontology annotation, biological process: intracellular signal transduction. The record is from RefSeq and is a predicted model, not a curated record. Gene Ontology annotation, molecular function: protein binding; GTPase activator activity; microfilament motor activity. The transcript has 43 exons. Lineage: Eukaryota; Metazoa; Chordata; Actinopteri; Beloniformes; Belonidae.